CACGCUGGUGAGCCUUUCUCGUUCUGUAUAACGUCGUUGCUAUUAUCUUUGACCAGUCUCAAAUUUAUUCCAUAUGUAUUGAACCUAUUUCCUGACUUUACCGCCCGGCUGACCUCGUCCCAAAUUCGGUCCAUCAUCAAGCCGCCUUCCCCGCGAUUAUUUCCCCAGAUUCCCCUCCCCUGUCGCUCCAAGCCUUCCGGCAUCUCCUUCCUCAACGGUCGGAGCUCUCCCCAUGCAUUCCCCUUCCCGGACUUCAUCUAUACCCUCAUCUCCCACAUGCGCCCCAAUAUCUCCGCCACGAGGACAUCAGGCAACUGCCGGAUCGCCUCUCUUGGUAUUUCUUCUUCCCACCUCGCCUGCGACGGAUAAAAGCAUUCCUCGAUGCCGCCAUCCCGACACCACUCUAUUUUCCGUCCUAGCUCCUUCAGGUCAAUAUAUAUCCCACCCACCCAUUUGCCGGCGCGUCCUCCUCCGCCCAGCCAGGGAGGCAGCUUCAUUUAUUGAACGGUGAUUAUAGGCGGAUAUACACCACGCCGUGGCAAGUGCUCACAUCGAUGUGAAUAGAGGAGGGUCAUCAGACAACAGUCUGCGAAGAACAGGUUUGAGUCUCUUUCCGUUUGCAUCUCAGCGCCCCGCGCGUCUUUUCGUGCUGGUGCUGCUCGGAUGCUGCAGCCGAGAAGAUGAAGACGUCCUGUGCGUGGUGCAGCCAGCUCCCGCAAAAGCCAUAUAUAUCCCCCGUUUAUCCCCCUAUCUUUCUCAGAUCGAGAGUCUCUUGUUAUAUUAGCAUAUCAAAGACCCGCUCAAUAUGGUUUCCUUCACCUUUCUUGGCCUCGGCCUCCUGGCCCCUAUCGUUGCCGCCCAUGGCACAGUGAGCGGCAUCAUCGCCGACGGAAAAUACUACGUGGGCUACAACCCCUCCUUCCAGUGGGCCAACCCCAUCCCAUCUGUCGUCGGCUGGUCCAUCCCCACCGACCUCGAUAACGGCUUCAUCGCCCCCUCCGCCUUCUCCACCUCCGACGUCAUCUGUCACAAGGUAGCCACCCCGGGCCAAGACACCGCCCCCAUCACCGCCGGCUCAACCCUAACUCUCGAAUGGACCCCCUGGCCCGUCUCCCACCACGGACCAGUCAUCGACUACCUCGCCCCUUGCAACGGGCCCUGUAAGUCGGUCGAUAAGACCGCGCUGCGCUGGUUCAAAAUAGAUGGCGUUGGGCUCCUCUCCGGCAGCAACCCAGGUAACUGGGCAACUGACACCCUCAUCGCGAAUAACAACACCUGGACCGUUAAGAUCCCAGCUGAUAUCGCGCCGGGAGAGUAUGUCCUGCGCCACGAGAUCAUCGCAUUGCAUGCGGCGGGGCAGGCGGAUGGGGCACAGGAUUACCCGCAGUGUGUGAACCUCAAUAUCAAGGGCAGUGGCACCAAGAAGCCAACGGGCGUGGCGAUGGUGGGGUUGUAUACCCCGACGGAUCCGGGGAUUCUGUUUAAUCUUUAUACUUCGUUUUCGAGUUACCAGAUUCCUGGACCGGCGGUGUACGUGUCAUCGUAGGGGGUAGGAAGAGAGAUAUGAUAGUG
Molecule: messenger RNA, 1572 nt
Organism: Pseudogymnoascus verrucosus
Lineage: Eukaryota; Fungi; Ascomycota; Leotiomycetes; Thelebolales; Thelebolaceae
Exons: 2
Coding region: 806-1546 (246 amino acids)
Source: RefSeq, a predicted model, not a curated record